Messenger RNA from Angiostrongylus costaricensis, 765 nucleotides. Lineage: Eukaryota; Metazoa; Nematoda; Chromadorea; Rhabditida; Metastrongylidae. The record is from the annotation of a GenBank genome assembly.
AUGAGAAAUACCUUGCAGACGAAAGCAUUUGGUGUUUCUCAAGAAUUCGAGAGUAUCUCACAAGAUAUUCCUGCUAAAAAUAUUGGCAAUGGUGAUCACGAUGAACUGCUCUAUCGGCCUGGGAUGAUCGACCCAUGCACCAAGGACAAAUUUAUUAAACUUGAACGAAGUUUCCUAAUUGAGCGAACUCACUCGGGAGCUCUCACUUCAUUGCAUCCUUGUAGAUACAGGUUCGAGGACACACUUAAAGAAAUAAACGCCGAUGAUACGUUACUGUUCGCCGAAGCGAAUUUCGUGAUAGUCGAGGACAACAAUCGAUCUUUUCCAGUGAUCGAUUGCUUCUUUUCUAAGUGCACUACGUGCAGCGAUACGCAGUGGAUGGCGACCGAUAAAUAUCUUUCGGACGAAGGCAUAUGGUGUUUCUCAAGAAUGCGAGAGGCAAAACUUCUUGCUGAGGCUUCCUGCUCAGUGGUGGGUGAUGCUGAUCGCCUUGACAUGCUGUGUCGCCUUGGAAUAAUCGACCCGCACACCGAAGACGAAUACAUGAAAAUUGCACGAAGUUCCCGAAUGUUCGCUAUAAUGGGAACGAGAAUGACGGAAAACGAAAAACACUGGAGAAUGGGCGAUGUCGUAAUAGAUAAUGCGCUCACUACACUGCAUCGUUGUGGAAACAGGUGCGAUGAUACGCUGAAGGAAAUGAGUGCCAAUGGUAAGUUGCUGUUCGCUGACGUGAAUUUCAUGACGCUGUGGAUUUAUUUCAUAUGA